AUGCCAGGCUUCCCAGUACCCUGUCCUCCAGUGAGGCUAUGCGUGGGUCUUACGUGUGUCCUGUCCCUUUGGAACACAGUGUCUGCUGUUAAAGGAGAAGCCAAGAAGGAAAAGGUCAUGACCUUCCUUCCCACAACAGCUCCUGGCCUUGGAGAAGAGAGGAAGGAAAAAGGAGUGGCUUUUCUGGAUACCACAGAGCUGCCUGCAAGGUCGGUCGAUCUGUCCGCCCUGAACCUGACAGAGCUGGUGAACGGAAUGCUGAAUAGAGCUUUAAAAGAUACCAAGUUCUUCUCCUUGCUGAGCAUCACUUCCUACAGCUCCUUUGCCUUCCACAAGUUUUCUGUGACCAUUUACAAUAUUUCCAACCUGAAGACUGUGGACGCCACCAGAUUUCCCACCCGGUACUGCUACUGCCUGAACAACAGGACCAAUGACUUAUCAGAUUUCACAGCCCUACUGGUGGACGUCAUUGGAAAUUCUACCAGCUACCUCACAGAGAUUUUUAAGUCAACUUCCAUCCUCUCAGUGAGUCAAACGAACGAAUCCGACUGCAUCUUCAUCUGUGUGAUGACAGGAAAGUCAGGAAGGAAUCUUUCUGACUUCUGGGAGAUGGCGGAGAAAUCUCCUGUCAUCAACUACACAUUCACCAGCAGCAUGUCUGGUGUUCUGGGUGAGUCUCCCAGGGGCACGGCCGUGACUUCAAAGCUUACACCCACGAGCCAGCAGACACUACAGAGGACAAGCCGCCUGCACGGAGCUCAGAGCACCAGGGCACCUGCUCCUAGAACCUCUCCCUGGACAGAGGCAACGUCCCCUGCAGAUGGACAACAGGCCGUGAGCACAGACAGGCUUCUGGAGCUCCGCGCCAGGGCCACGGCCAUGGCCACGCAGGGCAGUGCCCCCCGCACCCUCCCAGCCUUGGCUACCAGGAGGGUAGCCCGGACCCCGUGGGCUGCGACCGGCAGUCAGGCGUGGACUCCCACACUACCCAUGCCCUGGGCACCUGCAGGGCCUCCCUGGGAAACACUGUCUUCCACACCAUCGUCUCCUUCAGAGGCCACCGCCACGAGGAGCCUGUCCAGGCCUCCAGCUAGGACAGCGGUCACACGCAGUAGCUCCUCCCAGGGCCACCCAACCUCAGGAACUUCUACCCAUGGCACACAGACCCCGAGUCCAACCAAGGCACUGGCCCCGAAAUACCCACAGAAAGGUGACCUUCCUGCGGCAUGGCCAUUUACCCCUGGAGAAGAGCCAGCCCUGGUCCCAGGGCCCCACCAAGUCUCAAGGUGUCCUCAGCUGCUCCUCGAAGAGGGGGCCAUCACCACCAUUCCCCUCACCCUGGCCAUCCAGAAGCUCAACCCUUGCCUGAUGGAGCUGUGCCGCUUUUUCCAGCAAUGCCUCUGCAUAAGCCGGAAGAGAGAGACCAGGACGGAGGCCAUGAGGUACUGUCUUGAAUACUAUUCCUGGUUUCUGAAGAACGCAACAUACAUCUGUCAGAGGGUGAAAAGGGUGCCCCACUCCCACACCUUAAAACAAAAAUGCCUCCAGAAUAUCUGCCAGUCGGUGUGA
Zalophus californianus (California sea lion) is the source of this 1569-nucleotide messenger RNA. RefSeq names its product HERV-H LTR-associating 1 (gene HHLA1). The transcript has 16 exons. Bases 1 to 1569 code for a protein of 522 amino acids. The record is from RefSeq and is a predicted model, not a curated record. NCBI's taxonomy places the organism in Eukaryota, Metazoa, Chordata, Mammalia, Carnivora, Otariidae.